Messenger RNA from Babesia bovis T2Bo, 1922 nucleotides. Its product is annotated as ABC transporter family protein. The transcript is spliced from 5 exons. Lineage: Eukaryota; Apicomplexa; Aconoidasida; Piroplasmida; Babesiidae. Gene Ontology annotation, molecular function: ribosomal small subunit binding; ATP binding; ATP hydrolysis activity. The record is from RefSeq and is a predicted model, not a curated record. The coding region runs from base 27 to 1877 and encodes 616 amino acids. Gene Ontology annotation, biological process: ribosomal subunit export from nucleus; translational termination; translational initiation.
UUAUAUCUAUCCAUUAGGUAGAUAAAAUGAAAGGCCAGGGAAAGGGACACGGAGGUUCAGGAGCCUCCAUGUCCGAAAGUAAGCUUCGCGUGGCUAUAGUGUCAACAGAUAAGUGCAAGCCUAAAAAAUGCAGACAAGAAUGUAAACGAAAUUGCCCAGUUGCUAAAGCAGGCAAACAGUGUAUUAUAGCGGAUCCCACCAGUAAAAUCGCAUUCAUUUCGGAGACGCUAUGUAUCGGUUGUGGUAUCUGCGUGAAGAAAUGCCCCUUUGAGGCUAUUACUAUUAUUAACUUGCCACGAGACCUCGGCAAGGAUACCACCCAUCGCUUUGGUCCCAAUACAUUCAAGCUACAUAGAUUACCAGUGCCAAGACCAGGCCAGAUAUUAGGUCUAGUAGGAACCAAUGGUAUUGGAAAGUCGACAGCGCUAAAGAUACUUUCCGGCAAAUUAAAACCUAACCUUGGCAGAUUUGACAAUGAGCCUGACUGGCCAGAGAUUAUACAAUAUUUCCGUGGUUCUGAACUACAGAGCUAUUUUACAAGGAUUCUGGAGAAUAGCAUGAAAACUGCAGUCAAACCGCAAUAUGUUGACAAUAUACCUAGACAGGUAUCAGGUCGCGUUGGUGAGAUUUUAGAGGCAAAGGACAAGAAAGGCCGUGCUGAAGAUCUCAUAAUCACCUUGGAGUUGGCACAUUUACUAAAUAGACAGGUAUCGGAGUUAUCUGGUGGUGAACUACAAAGAUUCGCCAUUUGUGUUGCCGUUUUAUGUGACAGUGACGUUACUAUGUUCGACGAGCCUAGUAGUUAUUUAGACAUUAGGCAGCGUAUAAUCGCAGCGCGUGUCAUCAGAGAGACUGUUGAGCAUGACAAGUACGUCAUCGUUGUGGAGCACGAUCUGUCGGUACUCGACUACAUGUCGGAUUAUAUAUGUUGUCUUUGGGGAAGACCAUCGGUAUACGGUGUUGUGACAUCUCCGUUCAGUGUAAGGGAAGGCAUCAAUAUAUUCCUGGAUGGGUUCGUACCAACUGAAAACCUUAGGUUCCGUGAGGAAUCAUUGUGCUUUAGGAUGUCGACUGACGUAGACAUGGAAGAAAUCGAACGUCUACAUAAUUACAAAUACCCCGAAAUGAAGAAGACGUUGGGCACAUUUUCACUGACGGUGUCUGCUGGUGACUUCUGCGACUCCGAGAUCCUUGUCAUGUUAGGUGAAAACGGCACUGGUAAGACCACCUUUAUUAAGAUGCUUGCGGGUAUACUAGCGGCAGAUAAUGCUGAAGCUGGCGAGGCAAUGCCAAAGCUGUCAAUUAGCUACAAGCCACAGAUCAUCACCGCUAAGUUCGAUGGUACACUGCGGCAACUGUUGAUGAUGAAGAUCAAGGAGGCUUUUGGCAGCCCGAUGUUCCAAACCGAUGUUAUUAAACCGCUUCAAAUAGAGGAUCUGUACGACCAACAGCUGAAGAAUUUAUCUGGUGGUGAAUUGCAGAGGGUAGCGUUGAUUCUAGUAUUGGGAAAGCCCGCGGAUAUAUAUCUCAUUGACGAACCCUCGGCAUACCUUGACUCAGAGCAGCGUAUCAUGGCAAGUCGAGUUAUCAAGAGGUUUAUACUACAUCAGAAGAAGACUGCAUUUAUCGUAGAGCACGACUUCAUCAUGGCCACGUACCUUGCAGACAGGGUUAUAGUCUUUGAAGGCAAACCGGGUGUCCACGCUACUGCUCUUGCGCCCGAGCCAUUAGUUGUCGGUUUUAACAGGUUCCUGAAGUCACUGGAUGUCACAUUCCGCCGCGACCAAGCUAACUUCAGACCACGUAUCAACAAGUACGACUCCGUCAAGGACAAGGAGCAGAAAGCUUCUGGUGACUACUUUAGCGUUGAAACUUGAGUUGUCUUUACACAACCAGGGAACAUUCCAUGAAACACCAUGCUU